Porites lobata is the source of this 12946-nucleotide messenger RNA. Lineage: Eukaryota; Metazoa; Cnidaria; Anthozoa; Scleractinia; Poritidae. The record is from the annotation of a GenBank genome assembly.
UGUUUGCAUGAUAUUUUUUUGUGAUUUCAGCGGAAAUUGAGUAUCUUUACCGAGAAGAUUUAUCCAAUGUGACACUACUCAGAGUAAACGAUGAGUUACCCAGCCGAAGAUCGACACGAGCGGGACGUAGUCGGCGGCCCGUCACGGAAUCCCGCUCAGGACAUGGAAAAACACGAGAAAUCAAAAGUUUUGGCUGCCAAUCCUGGAGGUAUUCUGCUUUCUUCUCAUUCUUUUGCAUAAAUUUCCCUUCUUUUAGUUAUUAAUAUUAUACCUUAAUCCUUAUGUUAACCAGAAUUGCGGUAUUUCCGAUCCGUUUAAAGAAUGAAAUGUAUUGGACGCAAAAUUUUGAACAGAUCCACGUUGGCCACUAAAAAAUCUUUUCCUCCAGUUAAUGUGCCUUGUUUGAAUGUUUGUGUAUUAAAUUUUUUGAAAAACCCUUGAUCAUCAGAGAAGCGCGGAGCGUUGGUUUAUUUUAAUGUAAUAAUCAGCCUUUUACCUAUGUGAUCAUCACAAACGACCUAUUAUUGUAAGGUUUCACUAUGAGCUGAUACUACACAAUAAAUUCAGCAUGAAAACCAAUCAAUAGGCAAGUCAAAAUUUACGGCAAAUACUCAGAAAUGUCUAAAAAUUCGCCGUUUGAAUUGUUUUGUUACCAAAUAUUUUUGCAUUUGGACUUCAGUUAGAUCUAUUCCCCAUUCACUUGGCCUUCAAAAUUUACGAUACCAUCAGUUGCAUCUAAGCGUGGACACAAGACAAAAAAAAACAUGUUCUAAUAGGGUGCCUUUCAUGACAUGCUUUGCCACCCAACAUUUGAAGUUUGAUAGCCGUUAAAGCAAACUGUUACGCCAAAGGUAACUUGUUUAUAUGUUUUUGAUCAGCGCAUUCGCUCUUAUUUCAUUUUUCUCAACUUUCAGGCAUAUUUCUUACUCAGAAACAGCACACUUGCCUUCAGAAAUUAUUCUAAAUAUCUAAAAGUUCUUGCAAAGAAUAUUUUGUUGAGCGAAAACAAAUCAAGUCGACAACAGCCGCCUACUCCAAACUUGAAUGUUUGGCGGCAAGACAUGUCAUGUUUGCACCCAAGCAGAACAGGUUUAUUCCUCUCAUGUACACACUCAGAUACAACCGAUGGUAAUAUCAUCUGGAUAUAUCAUCAUUAUCCACCACACAUCUUGCCCCUCUUGUUUAAGACGGCAGUAAUUAUAUUGUCAGUUUCUUAAACGCGCUGAAUUUUUGUGCCGCUCUUUGGAAAAAAAAAAGAAAAAGUAUGGUAAGAAUUUUUUUAAGUUUUCGAGUUCUUUCAAAGCUAAAAAUGUGAAUAGUGAUGUGUGAAGAGUCUCUGUUGCUAUUGAAGUUUGUAAAGACUUGUAGGGAGAACUUGUAUUUUGAUGUCGGGACUUAAAGAUGAAGAAUUUAACUUUGUACCCUCAUUUCAUCUGUGCUCCUUUUGAAUGUCAGCAAAAUAUAAAAUUAUCCAUCACCAUACAGAAGGUAUAGAACUGUAUUGAUGAAGAAAAGAAGUACCCUGAACUUCAGUUCUGUUUUGCUGAGAUGUUUUUCUUUGGUUACAGCUACCUUGUCAGGCCCAGAGAGUAGUGGUUUUCACAGGACACAAAUGGAUCAAGCAAACCUCAAGGUUUAGAUCAACAAUGAUGUUUUCUGCCCCAUUUUGUUUGGUUUGGAUAGUGUUUUAAGCAAAAUUGUAUCUUGGUUUUUACACUUACCUCCAAACAACUUACUUGCCCAUUUCAUUCCUUAUAAAAUCUAAUUAUUAAAAGUGAAAAUUCAAAAACAUCCCAUUCCAUGCAGAUUGUCUGCCACUUUCUAAAUCCUACUCUGUAAAAAAAAUUACAAACCCUAGAACCUGAUCUUACCCUGCUAGCAGAGUCACUUCGAUCUUUCCUGAUCUAGGCAUAAAGGGGCCAUUUUAUUGUUACCUUUUUUGUAUUUCACCAAACCUAAAUUCACCUAUUGUAGAUUCUGUUAUCUCCCGCCCCCACCCCACCCCCACCCCCCUCCCAAAAAUUCAGAUUCUUUUGAAUGUUGUUCUCACCCAGAUACACAUCUAUUAUGAUACAAUAAUAUUAUUGGUCUUUUUUAUAUGGCCUGCCUCAACUAGCCUUGCUAACUGCAGGCUAGUGGUAGUUUGUGAAUUCGAAUAAAAAAUUGAAAUAUUAUUGAAAGUUGAAAGUCUGUUUGGUGAACAAUUUGGCUCACCUAAGUGGUGAGGGAUUAUAUGAAAUGGGUUUUGUGUACAUUCAUCAUCAUCAUUGGUAACAUGAUUUACAUCAAACCAUUCUUUUGUGUUAUUGAGAAUUUAUUUUAACACACAAUUGCAGAUUGGUAAACCCCUGCAGAAUCGCCCAAUAGCCCCAGCUUCAGGGACACUUGCAGGGAUCAUUCCUGGUGGACACCUAACACCUGGUCUUGUUGCAAGUGGAAUGCAGGCAUUUGGAGCUGGUCAUCCCCUGUUAGCUGCCUCCAUGAUGAGACUGCCACAGCCUGCCUUCUCUCAUGUUCCAGCUGGAGCAGCAGCAGGGGCAGCACUGGCUGGAGUGACUCCACGGAAUACUUCAUUGCGAACUCCUUCAGUGCCACACCCUGUUAAACCAUUAGGUUUAAGCUCUCAAACUCAUGCCAGUGGGGGACAGUCGCAGACACAUGCACCUACGACGACAACAGGUUCUUCUCGACCAUCGUCUCCAGGCGCGUCAACACCUCAUCUUGCUACUGCCGCAGCAGCGACAUCUGUGAACCAGCCAGGAUCAGACCACAAACCUGGUGAACUGCGUGACGCAAGACCAGCUAUGAUGCCUGAAUUAGCCCGGAGAGGGGCAUCACCAACUGUUCAGCCCAUGGGUACGUCACCACACCCUCCUGUUUCUGUUGGUGGCAAAGUGAUAAACAUUGUCCCUUCAGCUGCACAUCCCCCGACUCACCAAACACCCAAGGCAGCUGUUCCUACGUUACCCUCGCAUCACCCUAGCUCGGCACAUAGCACAGCUGUUGGAGUCUCUUCUGUUAGUAACAGCAUGCCGCACAUGCCGUCACCUGGGACUGGAAUGUCCGGUCAUUCUCAACAAUCGAAGAUGGUACCGUCCAACGCUGUUAGUGUGACACCAGCCGCCAUAUUGACCUCAACAGCCAAACUUUAUACUCCUGCUCAUCAUUUGGCUUUUACUGCACCACGACCAGCUCCCAUCUCCAGCUCAGAAACUACUAUGGUAUGAGUUUAUUUUUGUUUAAAUGUAAUAAUGUUCAGGGUUGUCACUAAGAUUUCAAGUUGCCGGGUAAAUACAACAAGUAGGCGGGGAAUCAAACGGCUGGGGAUUUCUUUUGGUUCUAUUUUUCUUCUAUUUUCCAAUAAAAGUAACCGGGGGCCACUCUCUUAGUAGCCGGGGAAAAUCCCCGGCUCGCGGCUCUUAAUGACAACCCUGAAUGUUGAUAACAAUAAUAUUGUGAUAAUUAUGAUGACUUUGACAAUGGCAAAAACCAUGGGCAGAAAAAAUGAGGCACAUUAGAGUUUAAGGUGUCUCAGAUAAAGACAGUAUGGUAUUAUAUUAAAUAUGGCCUCUCAAAUGAUAAACAAAUUUAGUUUGAAGAAAAUAAUGUUGAGGAGAGGUCUCCAAAGUCUUAUUUUCAAACUUCCUGUGUGGAAGUAAUUUUUUCUUCAGUAAUGAGAUGACGGUAAUGUUUUUUCCAGAAUCCAGCUGAUCACAGUAGGCUCACUAAGCCAAGCGGAUCAGCUUCGCCGGCAACUGUGUCUUCCCAUCAGACUAGUUCCAUGUCCACAGUGCCACACAUGACUGGUCCUGCUCUCAGCUCAGGUACAUUAUUUUGAUAUUUUUUUUGUGUGUAUUUUAGUAACAUAGCAUAAGCCACAUUUACAUGUCAAAUGUGCAAAGAAGUGGUGGCUGAUCAAGCACUUAAACUCACACCUCAAACUUGCCAUGUUUCCUUUCAAAAGAAACAUUGCUCCUUUGUAUCUCUCUUUAAGCAGGUACCAGUGCAGCUUUGUUAUUUCUUAAGAAAUCAAAAAAGUUUUUUUUCAUAUUGCUGCUUCACAUGAGUAAGUCGACUCACCUGGUCCUAAAAGAUGAAAAUUCUUCAAUGUCAACAGCUACUUGGUCUAGUUUCUUACAUGUGUAAAAUCAUAUCCUGUAGAAGUACAGCCGAGUGGGUACACUAUUGUAUUCCUGGGAAAGAAAACAAUUUUAUUGUUCUUGGCAAAACUUUCAUUACUUGCUUCUCUUUAGAUUAAAGUGACUGAGAGUUGAAAGGCUGUGCAUUUUGUGACUUUUUUACAUCUUUUAUUGCUUUUAAGUUGUGGGAGGUGAAAGCAGAAUGGACAGGUAAUUAGAACUUUUUGCUUGUGGUGCAUUUAAAUGUUUUGCUAUAUUAUUACAUUUAAUUGAAUAAAAUUUACCUCUGAAUAGUAAAGACAAAGUUUUUCAAAUAUUCCCCUUAUCAUAGAAUUGGUUGUUACUUGCUAUGUACUUUGUACAUUCAUUUUGGUAUCACAUUUUAUUCUGUAGAGCUCAUCAGGCAAUACCUCCGUUUCCUUAUCAUCACCCAGGCAUGGCAGGAAUGGCUGGAAUGGCUGGCUUGUUUUAUCAGGAUGCAUUAUCAGGUCAACUAUUUCAUUGUCCUUAGUAUGUGUAAUCAAAUGGUGACGAGUGAAAUUAGGGAAUAAUUUUCACGUCCAUUUUGUCCAAAUCCUUAUAAUUUCCCGAGCCUUUAGACUCGAUGACGCACAUGCAAACUUGUUGUUUUGCUAAUAUAAACUUAUCACUUUUUGAGUGUUCUCAUUGCCGUCGCCGUCAUUGUUACUUAAACUCCCUACUGUUGUGAUCCAGAAAUUUUGCAACCAUGGUAAUGGUAUAGGACUGUUGUUGAUGACAGUGACUGACAAUAACCAGAGUUUAAUACCAUCAGCUGACACGAUACAACUCACUUUGACUCUGAAGAUGGCUAUCGCACAGGUUGUCGAAAUUUCAGUCACUGUCGUCAACAACAGUCCUAUUCAGGACUACAUUCACCCCAGACGAUCAUACUCAACCUACUUUUGAAAUGACUCCUGGGUUCUAACUUUUCACAGUUUUUCAAAUACAUUUGUGGCCAAAUCAAAACCUUUCAUUGAACAGCCUUAGUUUAGCUAGUCACCUUUCCAUUUCUUCUCUUAAACUUUUUUUACUGAAUGAAGACAGGGAAUAAGUUAGUUCAUUUUGUCACCUUACUUUAUCUUGUUGAUACCACAGUACACCCAAGCAUUGCACAUGCACAGUAUCACCAGCAAUUUGGGGCAAUGCAAUCACUUGCUAGAUCUCAACAGAGUGUUGCUACAUCUGCUGCUGCCGCUGCCGCUGCAGCUCAAGUCGCAGCUGCUGCUGGAGUUAAUCCCAUGCAAAUUAUGGAGCAUCCUCGGCUUAUUUUCCAGCCAACUGCUGCUGCUGCUCUUGGGGUUGGAGGUAAUAGUAUUUUUGGUACUGUGUUAUUUUUUUACGAUAUUAUUUUUGUCUUAAGUCCAUACUAGCGGACACUCCAGGGACCUAGAGUUAAUUAAGUGUCCCGAUUAGCAAGAGUCCGUAAUAGCUGGAGUUCAUUUCAGUCAAAUCUCUGUAUUUUUUUUUUUCGUGGGAUUUAGCCGCUGUCUGUAUUAUGGGGGAGUCCGUUAUAGUAGGGUGCCCACAAUGUGAGUUGACUGUACUCUACAACUUCUCUGGAUCUGAAACAUGUCAUCCAGACAAUCUCCCUAACUGUGCCUUGUGGUCAGUCUAUCCAGUUCCAGUACCAGUACCAGUAUAUUCCCCCAAUGCAAGAGCCCUUUUGCCACAGAGUGACAUUGUUGGAUUUACAUUCAAUCAAUGCAGCCAAACCAACUUUCACUUGGAUUCUCCUCUUCGCUUGUUCAACGAAUUAAAGAUGUUCAACAUUUUUGAGAUAAUAAUCCAGGGUCCCUUUGGUGUGGCUGCUUAGACUUUACAAGAAGCAUCUUCUUUGUUAUAUUAGCCUAUGGUAAAGGAGUUUCAGUUGAUUAUGUUUAACAAACCUCUGUCAGUGACAUCAGAAUUUGAAACUGUCAAAUCAAGACUCACUAUUGAUGUUAACUUAAGUUCGCCCACUGACUUAACUUUUCAUGACUGUCCGCUGAAAUUAGAAGCUAAAAAUUGGGGUUUCAGGUCUUGCUUCUAUUCUUUACCCAAGAAGGAACAGUCUAAAUUGCCAAUACACUUUUUUAUAGCCUGUGAACAGCCCGCUCCCUCCCCUCAGAAUAAGUUGAAGAUUUUUUUCUGAGGGGAGGGGGUGGCUGUACAAGGUUAUUUUUAAGGUUACCAGUGUAUUAAUUUUUCUGAGAUCUUGAUUAUUUCAAGGCAAAUGACUGGUGGGCUACUAUUGAUGACAAAAACAUCAACCUAGUUCAUUUACUGCACUUUUCAAUAACACACAAACUCUAAAAUGUGAGAGGCAGCUUACAUUUGCAUUUUUUGUAGCUGUCAAUCAUAAUUACGAUCACAGGCAACGAACUUUGAAAUACAGAAACACACAAAACAGAUCGAAAUCCAUCAAUCACAAACCAUGACCUUUUAAACUUGUUCAAGUAAACAUCUGUGUCCUAAGAGAUGAUGAUUAACAGCAGCGAAGAACACAAAUGUUCUUUGGCUUUUGAACUUCAGAAUUCACGUGUUUUUGGAAAGCACAUUAAAAGGCAGCUGAUAUUCUUAGUGAUACUUAUAUCAUUUUCAGCUUCAGGAAUAGCCAGCCUGACAGGUUCAGAGACACCAGCAACUGCCGGCAUCAUGGACAUAGGUGCUGCAACAGCUGGCCUCUACAGUGUCCCUAUCUUUAAUGUUCCACCAUCAGCUGGAAUGCAGGCUGCAGCACAGCUGUCUGCUCCCAACCCUAAUGCGACUUCUCCUCGUCCAAGCAUCUUGCGUAAAAGAACUUCGGAGGGGUAUGUUGGUAUCUUUUCAUUUAACUCACUGUAUUUCUUAGUGUCUUGUUGUCAUACCCCAGUAGCUUGAGCAAACAAGCACCUCGAGGAAACGCAGAGCUGCAAAUAGGAAUUUUUUUAGUUGUGUGAGGAGCGAUGUCUAACUGAGUCCUAAGAUUUAUAUUGCAAAACGGAAUCAAUAAAUCUCAAAGUUUAUUUUUGUUUCUUCUGAUUCAUAAUUUUGGGGUAUGUAAUGAAGUUGCAAUAAUUAUGAUUAUUUUGUUGUUUUUUAAAUAAUACUCAACACAGAUUUAAAUUUAUCUUCAAAUGUAAAAUGAUAUUAUAGUUGCCAAUGAAAAGAAAAGACGGACAGAAUGUUAAACCUCAUUUGAGGCUUAAGAUUAUUUCCCAUUAGGUUGCGCAAACCUCCCAGCCAAGUGCCGUUCAGUGCUGAAAUGCUUGUGUCAAAUCAAAGUGAAGCUGCUGCUAGUCCAAGAUCUGACAGCACACUAUCAGCUCCACAAUCUACACAAAACUCGCCCAAACCUUCCAGGUACGUUACGUAACAUAAAGAUCUCUCCUGUAGCAAGAGAUACCCUGUAUAUCAUUUCACAUUCUUCAUAAAUCUGCAAGGCUAAGGUUAAAAGCUUAGAUUUCCUUGGAACCUAAUGCUUACAUUAGAGCAUUUGUUUGACUGGCAAUAGUUGCAUUUAAAGUUCAGUUGGAUAAUUAGUUCUUGAUGAACUUAUGUGAAAUGAUUGUUUGUAAAAGGAGAAAGAAACUUGUAAUUAAGAAUGCUUCUGCAUUUAUUAUGGCUCCUUUAUGGCCAACACUAUGUGUCCAUCUUUAGUGAGAUGUCUGUUGUAUCGAGAGUCAACGAGAAGGAGUAAAUAAAGACAGGGACUAACUCUAGGUGUCUGUCUUAAACAGGUGUCCAUCUUAUACAGGUGUCUGUCUUGUACAGGUGUCCAUCUUAUACAGGUGUCCAUUAUGAGAGAUUUGAGCGUAUGCGCGAAUUCAUCUAUUUCUAUUUUAAUCUUAACCCUUGUAGUGAAUCUGGAAGUCAAUCUAAUGAGCCCGCGGUCACAACAGCAAGUGUCACAACAACGGAGUCACCCGCUGUCACUCAGACUGCACCAGUGUCACCGAACAAAGUCAAGAGGGAGCCGUCCAGCGAGGGAGCUCCUACCUCUGCUGCACAAACCACAGCUGAUAUGAAUGGAACCGUUACAACUGCUCCCUCCACGCCUUUGUUGGCAAAUGUGACAGCGGCAAGUGGUGAUGCUGCAUCACCAAGAAAGAAACCUAGAAAGCAGAAUGUGUAAGUGCAUAGUUUGUAAAUCCUGCUUUCCACAUGAUUACUGCGGUGGUUUAAAUCAGAGCAUAAAUGUUAUUUCCACCUUACCGCUGCCUUCACCAUCCUCCUUGCUAAACGUCCCUAAAGUACAUUGUAAUACAGUUGCUGAUUUCUCAGCAAAGGGUCUGACAUUUUGCGUUUAGCAUAUUUUUUAAAAAAAUAUGAAAAUCUCCCUGCUGUUUACCUUGAAAUACUUAUUUUUGAAUAGUAGCUAAAAAUACAACGUUUUUAGAAUCUUUGUUGCUUAAAUUUGAUAUGGGGCAUUUGUGCAAGAAAAAGCAUAUAAAAGCCAUUUUUUGUUGAUUGCAGCGUUGCUACAGAAGAUAAGUACGGUAGUAAUGUUAACAUGGAACCUGAUUCACCAACAGAUGAAGAAAAACAGUCAAAACCAGAUGAAGGUAUUAGCGACUUUACUAUGGUCUGCCUUAAUUGUAAAACAAUAAUAUUCUUAAACAUGUUUUAUCACUCUUCCCUAUAAGAUAUCAACAUAAUAUGAAGACACUAUCCAAGGUUUCUAUUCUUUUUCAUUCUAGUGUUGUGUCCUUUUACAUUAAGAUAAUAACUCAAAAUUUAUGCGGGCAGCAUCCGGUGACGUCGCCACCAGUUCAUCUCGCCACCAACGAAAUCACCACCAAAAAGUCGACUCGCAACCAUGGUUACAGAAAGUAAUACGUAGCGAACAGGUAGCGAACUCGAGUCAGUGUAAAGCGAACUUGACAAGUAGCGAAACCUGCUGUUACCGUUGAUGGCGCGAUGUUACCGUUGGUGGCGAGAUGUUACCGUUGGUGGCGAGAUGAACGUAAAACAACUGGACGAGGGUAUUUUAUCUUGUUGUUAUAAAUUGUCUAACUAUCUGAGUAACUGAUUUUGCGUUUAAAAAGUUGCAAGUGGACUUAAACGUUACUUAUAAGUGGAGAAUUAGCCCGUAAAUGAUUGAUGACUCAUUUUUCCCUCAUAGCUGAUGAAGAGUUGAAGUUUAUACUGUUAAAGAGACCCAAGAUCUCCAUUGUCGCUAAUUACAAAAUCAACACAAAGGCCGCACACAACCACUUUCAACGAUACUCUGAUGUCAAAGUCAAAGGUUAGCUCCGUCUUUUUUCCAGGCUUUUACCCCUCUCACUUCUCAGUUCGAGAAAAUCCUACAUUUCAAGGUUUAAAAAUUGGAGAAGAACGUAAGGUACAAAAUACUGCUGAACAGGUUUCAUUUGAAUGGUCACACCACUGGAUUUCCUCCAACGUUAUAACUACAAGCUUCAUAUGAUGGGCUUGGUUUAUCGUUUGCGUUAAGGACGGUUAUUGAUCGGGACGUUUCAAUCGCUUACAGCUAAAUGAUAGAUGCGAUCCGCGCAGUUGUUAGUCAACUAAAAGAACCUCAAAUAUUUGCCAGACAAUUUAAGCUAUAAUUAAGGCUACUGGAGGACAAAUCAGUUGUGACGAGGAAAUUGAAAGUACGGGGUUAUGUGAUCAACUUGAGCUGUUGAAAAAGAAGAAGGUUUUAUAAAGAUUUUAGAACUCUGCAGACUGGACAGUGAAGCUGUGAUCACUCUGGGAAAAAAGUAAGAGUAUGAUGUUAAAUUUUUAAUUUUUCUUUUGCAGAAGAGAGAAAACCUUCAAUUCAAGAAAUCGCCAGUCAGAAGGGAAUUGUACAGAGAGCUAAUGGCUGGCGAGUACAGCACAUUGCGGGACAAAUAGAUGAGCUGGUACACACUAACCUAAAUCAAAAAUCUAUUUAGCUUGUCCAGAAAUGCGAAAGUUAGAGUAUAAGACACUGUUCAGUAGCUUUCAUUUGAAUGGUCACACUUAGAACCACCUUGUACAGCAUGAUAAACAGUACUAAAGGAAAGUACUGCUCAGUAGCUUUCAUAUGAAUGGUCACACUUUAGGAUUUCAUCAACAUGCUUAAAAGUUAGAACCACCUUGUACAGUUUGAAUGGUCACACUUUAGGAUUUCAUCCACAGACUUUAAAAAUAAAAUCACCUUGCACAGCAUUGUAAACCGUACCACAGAAAAAUACUGCUUGAAAUGAUUAGUUAGAUGUGUAAGUCUGUAAUAUAAAUUCCAAAUUUUCAUAUUUCAGAUAACUGCGGAGCAGGAAGUGCUUAAAAAGUUAGGAGACUUGCGAGAAAAAAUUCCCAAACCAAAACCCGGCCAGAAAACAAAAUUUCAGGACGACGUAGUGAUGCUCAAUGAACUUCUUCAGGUAAGGAGACAUUUUUCCCGUUUCCAAAAGGAGUGAUCGUAGAUGUUUACGUCAGUUUGUACAGGGGGAUAUUUUGUCAUGUUGGUGUGUUUUUACCGCACUAAAAGAAUAAUCUCUUUCAGGGAAAUAUUCAAAGAUCACAACUGGUUGUUGAGCAGCUUGGAGAUUCGAGAAAGUCAAUGGUGAAGGUAUGUGAAGCACACAAAACCGUAUAGAAAGGUUAUCCUGAACAAACGAAAACAAGGCAAUAGAAAAACGAGAUUUAAAACUUGUACAGCUUUAAGGGGGUUGUGUCCUCACGGCUGUCUAGUUCUUUAGGAUCAUUAUACGUGUCUGGGAAACUGCACACCUACCCCUUCCCUAAGCCAACAUUAACAAUUACUUCUCACUUAGGACAAAAUGUUGGCUUAGGGGAGGGGUAGGUGGGCAGUUUCCCAGAAACGUAUAAAUUACACGUCCUUAUGGAUUCGAAAUGCAACUUAACGUAUGCGACGAAAUUACUGGCAAAUUGCAAAAACACAGCUUCAUGUCCAACAAAUGUUUCCCAAGCAUUAAAUCAAACAAUACAGACAAAAAAAUAAACUUUGAACACUGUUAGGCUAAUAAGUUGCAAUCCGUUUCAAUCUUCUUCAAGUUUUUCCUUCCCUGCUUUCUUUUCUUUUUGUUGUGUUAUUUGUACUUUCCUUCAACGUUUUGAAACGGUUUUUCUUAAGUUUCGCCCUGUUUGGUGGAAGUUCCAACAGUUUAGAUUUUACUGACUUUCGUGACACAGCCCCAUUAAGGGACGGACCAUUAGAACAGUUGGGGGGGGGGGGGGAAUUUUCGAGCCGCAGGAAUUGUUUUUCGUUAUCAAAUUCCUUGUAUAAAUUUUUUGUAGGCCAUAGCAUGAAUAUUUUUUAGGGUUAAUUGGCGUGCAUGAAUUUUUUGCGCGAAUAUUUUUUUGUACUCCUCCCCACCCCCCAUAACUUUUCUAAUGGUCCGUCCCUAAGGAGUAGUCUCUUGUUUGUAUUUUCUCCACAGGUUUUGGAUCACAGACCGCGUGUUAUAGAGAUCAUCCAGAAGCAGAUGAACAAACGGAAUCCCAAGAAGAAAAGCCAAUAGUUCCGAUCCUUGUAAAUAGAGUAUUCUGAGUAUAUUAUAAUGAUAUCUAAAGUAUGAAGACGCGGCCGCCGGUUAUUGUACUAUAAGGAGCUUAGAACGGCGACGGGCCGACGAUCACUCUGCACGUGCAUCACGCUUUUUUGUACCGGCAUUUCUUUGCCGUCAACGCACGACUAAAGUGUGAAACAUUCCAGUGAGACGUUUUAUAGAGGACGUAGACAUUCGACGGCAAAUGUUUCUUUCUCCUUUUUAAGGGCCUCUUCUCAUGGAGGUGGGGGACCUCAGGUAGGUAAGGUAACACGCCUUGCCGGGGUCGGAUUCGUGUAACAUCAAAUUCGCGCCAAAUUCAACUAACUGCCUCUAACGGAGGCUUUGCAUCGUUAAAAGUGACAAUAGAAAGCCACAGCACUGGAAGGUUGCAGAGUAGAAGAGCAUCAACCGCCUAAAUACGUCCUUUGCCCGCCAUUUUUUUUUGUUUACUUGCUCAGCGACCAUUCAAUAAUCUUCAGAAAGUGCACCCCCGGGACUUUUAUGACGGGGUUGCAAGAUUGCAUGUUAACGCGUGUUAUUUUUUACACCACCUGAGCGGGUUACCUCACCUGCCUGGGAUCCCUGUCACCUCCAUCGUCGUUGUUAAAAGUCUCUAAUUUCUUCAGCGGGCCUUUGGCACAGGUUUCCUAGUUAAGGUUCCUAGCUUCCAGGGUUGCGUUGUUCAAAGCUGGGUUAAACUAACCCAGGGUUAAUGCGAAAUUUGAAUUCAGCUAAAAAAGCUUGAAAAGCAAAUUCAGCUUAAUUCUUUUUGUUUACAAUUUAACGAUUGGAUGCUCUCAAGAGAAUGGAGAAAAUUACCUGAGAAAAUGGUUUUUCAGCUAAAGGAAAAGAAACUUGAAUUCAAAUUUAACCCCGGGUUAGCGCUAAUCGGCCUUCGAACAACUGGGCCCUGUAGGACGAUAACGUGCUUCUGCACGUGCAGUUUAAGUAGCAAGAACAAUAAUAUUCAUCUGCAUGUGCGUUUUCUUUCCGAGUGAGAGUUAAUCUCCCAAUUUGUUAUUUCAUCCGCAAAAAAAUGAAAUUUGGGGCCAAUUUGUUCGCCUCCAAAGAUUCUUCUUAAAACCCUUUAGUGAAAAUACCGCGUUGUGCAGGCUGUAAACUAUUAACAGUCUCCACCUGCAUCGUAAUUAUGAUUGCGCCUCUUUACUGAAAAAUCUACACUCUUUUUGUCGCAGUCGAGAAACUGUUCCAAAGCCUUCAUUUCAAUAUUUUGACACGCGUCCGUCAGCUCUAUGUUAUAUUCGAAUUUUAAAAAGUAGCUUCUUAUUCAACGCAUUCAUUAACCUUGUAUAUAAAAACUAUUCUCCA